Messenger RNA from Melozone crissalis (California towhee), 561 nucleotides. It is a transcript of the gene ATOH7, whose product is annotated as atonal bHLH transcription factor 7. The record is from RefSeq and is a predicted model, not a curated record. The coding region runs from base 25 to 561 and encodes 178 amino acids. The transcript has a single exon. Gene Ontology annotation, biological process: neural retina development; regulation of DNA-templated transcription. Gene Ontology annotation, molecular function: protein dimerization activity. NCBI's taxonomy places the organism in Eukaryota, Metazoa, Chordata, Aves, Passeriformes, Passerellidae.
GUGCUGAGGGGCAGCUCGGAGAGGAUGGAGAGUGGGACAGGCUGUGUGCUCAAGGGCAGCUCGGAGAGGAUGGAGAACGGGACAGGCUGUGUGCUGAGGGGCAGCUCGGAGAGGAUGGAGAGUGGGACAGGCUGUGUGCUCAAGGGCAGCUCGGAGAGGAUGGAGAGUGGGACAGGCUGUGUGCUGAGGGGCAGCUCGGAGAGGAUGGAGAACGCUGCCAAGAGGAGGCUGGCUGCCAACGCCCGCGAGAGGCGCCGCAUGCAGGGGCUCAACACGGCCUUCGACCGCCUGAGGAAGGUGGUGCCGCAGUGGGGCCAGGACAAGAAGCUGUCCAAGUACGAGACCCUGCAGAUGGCUCUGAGCUACAUCAUGGCUCUGACCAGGAUCCUUGCCGAGGCUGAGCGGUUCAGCAGCGAGCGGGAGUGGCUCAGCCUGCACUGUGAGCACUUCCACGGCGACAGCUACCACCAGUACCCGGCGCAGAAAGCCACGGCCGACAGCGACCCGUACGCACACAGGCUGUUCAGCUACCACCCCGAGCACUUCCAGAUUGCUAACUAG